AUGUUACAUCAGCGCUUACUCAGCAUGUACAACCAUAUGCUACAUGAACACGUUUGGGAUCCGAAGCGGUGCCAUACCGCUUUCAACAUGCUCCCUAAACUUGGUGAUGCUUCAGUGGCUUCGAAUUGGCGCCCGAUUGCGAUAUUGAAGGUGACUUACAAGAUUUUCUGGAAGAUGUUGUGCUCACGAUUGCAACCGCUGCUCGAAAGUUAUCAGUCACCCGACCAAGUGGGUUUUCGUCCGCAUCGCGGGACUGAUCAUGCUUUGGCAGUGUCUGACACCAUAUGUGGCAAAUCAGUUGAGUGGAAAUGCAACCUUUGUUUUGCGAGCUUAGAUCUAAAGAAGGCCUUUGAUCGCAUGGAACACAACGCAUUGUUUGCUGCACUUGUGAAACAAGGAGUCGAAUCUUCGUACAUACAGCUGUUGAAGGCAUUGUAUUUGGGUCAGACAGGAUCUGUUCAUGGCAGCCGCAGAUUUCGCAUCACGCGUGGAGUCAAACAAGGUGAUGUUUUGAGCCCGUUGCUUUUCAACGCUGGACUUGAAGCAGCGAUACAAUCCUGGAAAUCCCGCAUCGUAGAUUGCGGUAUCCAC
Symbiodinium sp. CCMP2456 is the source of this 591-nucleotide messenger RNA. NCBI's taxonomy places the organism in Eukaryota, Dinophyceae, Suessiales, Symbiodiniaceae. The record is from the annotation of a GenBank genome assembly.